AUGGCUAAGACACAGAAGAACGACCAAAAAGAGUCAAUGAUUGGGUCUAAGUUAAGUAAGGAAGCUAUAAUAGAUAGUUCUACGUUAAUAUUUGAAUUGUUAGACGAGUGUAUGGAUUUUGGAAUUGUCCAGGUGACAGAUUAUAAAAUACUUCGAGAAUAUAUUAAGGUUGAAGCAAAUCUUCCUAAAUUGGGUCAUUAUGGAGAGAAUAGAAAUGACUAUUCGUCUGAUUCAGAUAAGGAAAUAGGUGAUAAGUCAGAUACAAAGCGUAAACAAGCUAAGGAUAAAAUAAAGAAAGUCAAAUCAACCCAUAAUCAAGCAGUAAAUGCUGAUAUCAUAGAUCCUGAAGCAUCGUAUGUGAAUAGCUCUGUAUUAAGAACAACGUCACUGGCAAUUAGUUGGAGGCCCAAGGGUAUUUUUUAUGCUAAAAAUGAGAUUUAUAUUGAUAUAAUUGAAAAUUGCGAGUUUCUAUUCAGUCUAGCCACAAAUUCUAUCAAGAGGAAUGAAGUUUACGGAAGAUGCUUAGUUAAAUGUUAUCUUUCAGGAAUGCCUGUUUGCAAGUUGGGAUUUAAUGAAAAAUAUAUUUCUGGAAUAGAUAAUGAAGAUGAUUAUCUGUCAUACAAUAACUCGCAUAGUGAAGAUGCGGCUAGGUCUGAUAACCAAUUAGAAGUAAAGGAUAUUAACUUGGAAGAUGAUGGAGACGAUGAAAAUGUAAGCGAGGAUGGGAUUGAAGAUGAUGCUCUUGGAAUCAUAUCAACGGGUGAGCUUGGUGAGGUGGAGACUAAAACUACGAGUGAUAUUGAUAGUGUAAAUACUUCAGUUGAAAAAAGUUCAAAAAGAAUGAAGAGAAAUCAUAAGAUCCCAAUACGAAAUAUACAAUUUCAUCAGUGUAUAGAGCUAGCAAGUGUCUACAAAGAUAAUAUCAUUAAUUUCAUUCCUCCGGACGACAAAUUCAUACUCAUGACUUACCAUGUCGAACAACAAAAACAAAAACGAAAGCUUCCGCUAAUUAUGGUAAAACCGACAUAUCGGAUUAUCAAGUCAUCUAACAAAUUACAAAUUAUGUGUAUUCUAUCUACCAACUUCAAGAAAAGAUUACAUUGUCGUAAUUUAACAAUUAAAAUUCCUAUAAAUCCACAUCUAAUUAGGCUUGACCACGAGGCUAAUGAAUUUAAAUAUGGCAUGAAAUUUAAAGCCGAAAUUGGUGAUGUUAGUUAUAAGAUAGAUUCAUCUGAAUUAUUUUGGCAAAUUGAUAAUGUGAAUGGGAAAAUGGAUGCGAUUAAAAUGAUGGCUGAAUUGGCCUUGUCUUCAAAAGAUAAUGAUUCAUUAACACUGAAGGCGGUGCAGGAUUCAUUAAAUAAUAAAUAUAUGAAGCAAUCUGGUUCCAUGGAUGGCCUGGAGGAUGAGAACGAAUCUAAGGCAGAACUUGAUAGAUAUUAUGGUGUUAAUGGUGCAGUAUCAUCUCUGGCUAAGAAAAUUCAAAAUCUGAUUAAAUUUUCACAAGGCUUCAAUCAUGUAAAAUGCUCUUUCAAUAUUCCAAUGUUGUCUUAUUCUGGUCUUAAAUUAACAUACUUGAAAGUUGCAGAGGAACAAAUGAAAUAUACAUGCUUUCCUUGGGUUAGAUAUAUCACUGAAUCUAAUUCAGAUACUUCUAGCUCAAAUAAAGUUGAAGACGAAAGUCUUUCUACUCGGGAUUGUAAUUAUAACUUUGAAUUGAGUCCUAAUUGCUUCCAGUUUGUAGAUUUAUGA
Debaryomyces fabryi is the source of this 1749-nucleotide messenger RNA. RefSeq lists its product as uncharacterized. Gene Ontology annotation, biological process: intracellular protein transport; clathrin-dependent endocytosis. Gene Ontology annotation, cellular component: cytoplasmic vesicle; AP-2 adaptor complex. The record is from RefSeq and is a predicted model, not a curated record. Gene Ontology annotation, molecular function: clathrin-cargo adaptor activity. Lineage: Eukaryota; Fungi; Ascomycota; Pichiomycetes; Serinales; Debaryomycetaceae. The transcript has a single exon. The coding region runs from base 1 to 1749 and encodes 582 amino acids.